Messenger RNA from Sclerotinia trifoliorum, 3483 nucleotides. The record is from the annotation of a GenBank genome assembly. Lineage: Eukaryota; Fungi; Ascomycota; Leotiomycetes; Helotiales; Sclerotiniaceae.
GUAAAACCUUAAGCUCAACACCAGAAUCAUUCAACAUCCAUCGUUUUGUUUUGAGCAACCAAAGGGAUUCGAUUCGAUGCGCCUUCGCCUAUGUACAACCAAUGACAGACUGUCUGAUGUUCAUUGAAAGUUUAUUUGAUCCGUGCAUAUUAUUUGCAGUGCCGGUUGCCUACGGAAUCUUACAGCAUCAUGCGGUGCUACACAUGCAUCGAGGUCGCUCCUACCUCUCCGCGGUCUUUCUGAAUAAUGUCCAAUGUAAGCAAAUGCAUGUUCCUUUAGCUAGUAAACACGGCAUGUAGAGUCGUGCAGCCUGUACCACAAAAGACAACCUUUAAAUCUUCUGUCUUCUGAAAUUCUAUUCAGUUGGAAACACAGUGGUUGAUAUCUAUCAUACAGGUUGUUCCAAAUGUUUGAAAUUGACGAACAAACUAUCCCGUUCAUACGAACCCGCCAGGCUCUACUUCUCCUCGAUCUGCAAAAUGACUUCAUAGGAGAGGGAAGCUUGUUGCCAGUCGAGAAACCCUCAAGCUACAUCGACAAUAUAAGGAAUCUAAUCGAGCCGUUUCGGCCUUCUGGUGACAUAAUAUGGAUAUGCAGCGUUUCCACGGAGGGUGUGUCGAGGAUAGUUAAUCAACCGCGGGGCGAUAGCGAGGCCAUAAUAACGAAUAAGGAGCUUCCACGACCUCAACGAGACGUGUCGACUCCGGAAAUUGACUCCGGGGCUAACGAGAAGGAGAACAAGCUUCCAGGAGCUGGCGGUGAGGAGGACGCAGUGGAAGCUUUUUUGACAGUUCAGCCAGAAGGAAAGGAGCACAUGCUAAAGCCCAAUUCGAGGGGCUCAGAAAUUUCAGAUACGUUUGCGCCCGUCUCUGCGAAAGACCUGGUGUUCAAUAAAACAUACUAUUCUGCAUUCAAAGAUGGCAGUCUAGUCCAGAAACUGCGGGGCAAGUUUGUGACAGAAAUAUACAUAGCUGGAGCUCUUACGAAUAUCAGUGUGUUUGCCACGGCCAUGGAUGCUGCUCGCCAUGGUUACGCUAUAACCAUAGUUGAGGACUGUCUGGGAUAUAGGAGCAAGGCUAGACAUGAAGAAGCUUUACGUCAGCUCCGAGCUUACACAGGGUGUGAUGUCAUAAGCAGCGGGGAACUCAUUGAGUGCUUACAGAAGCAAAAGAAGGUCGCAGAAAGGAGAACGACUUCCAGUAAGAAAUCUCGUCCUAAACCUAAAGAACCACAACCGAAAGAAUCUCGAAAUUCUGGGAUUGAGAAUCUAAUGGGGAACUUAAAGCUAGAAGCAGACGACCCACCAGCCACCACCGUCAUAGCCCCAUCAUCGACGGCAGCCAUCGAAGACGAUUCCGACAUCACUAUUCAACUCUUGCGUGCACAAGUUCGACGCGCGAAACCACCAGCUGAACUUGAAGCAGAAGCUAAGAAAAGAGAAAAGGCGAAGUCGAAAACAAAGUCGCGUCGACAUAAUACGAAGCCAGUGGAAGUAGGAGGACCGUCCAGUCCAUCGAAAGAACGAAGCUCGACGUCUUCCAAAAGCCCGUCACCUGACUCAUCAGCAUCACCGAACCCGGUGGACAAACGGGUGGUCAAAGCGGCGCUGACCUGUCUUGAAACCCGAAGCACUGAGGAGAAACUCCAAGUAGAACCUUCAUCAGACAAGGCAACUCUUGAAGAGAUGCCAAAUGGCGAAGACAGUGCAAAAGUCGAUACAGCUAAACUUUGUGAAGGUGAUACAACAGUGAUCCACAAGCUCCUACCUGAGGAAUCGGCAAGCGGGAUUUUCGAGAAGAUCCGUGAUGAGGUUCUUUGGCAGAAGAUGGGUCACCAGGGUAGUGAGGUACCGAGGCUUGUAGCAGUUCAAGGCGAAAUUGAGGAAGACGGUAGUAUUCCAAUAUACCGUCAUCCGGCAGAUGAAUCUCCUGCUCUCCUUGCAUUUUCGCCCACGGUUAAAAUAGUCAAGAACAUAGUCGAAAAAAGGCUUGGGCAUCCUGUGAACCACGCUUUGAUCCAGUUCUACCGAGAUGGAAAUGAUAAUAUCUCUGAGCAUAGUGACAAGACGUUAGACAUUGUUCCCGAUACAUUCAUCGCCAACGUGAGCCUGGGUGCUCAACGAACAAUGGUAUUUCGCAGAAAGAAAUCUGUGAAGAAUGUAGGGUGUAUAGACUCCCAGUCCACAACUCGAGAAUCUUGCAGGGCAGCACUUCCGCAUAACUCAUUGUGUAAGAUGGGCUUGGAAACCAAUAAGAGGUGGCUACAUGGCAUUCGACCGGACAAGAGGAUGGCGAGUGAGAAGUCCGAAGCUGAAUUGGCUUACGAUUGCGGGCGUAUAUCUUUGACAUUUAGACAUAUUGGUACCUAUCUCGACAAAAGCCAACAGAAGAUUUGGGGCCAGGGCGCAACUGCAAAAAGGAAACAGGAUGCCAAAUUGGUUAUUAAUGGAGAUACACCACAAUCUCAGGAAAUGCUACAAGCUUUCGGAAAAGAAAAUCAUGAUAGCAAUUUCGACUGGCAUGAUAUAUACGGCAAAGGAUUUGACGUACUGCACAUGUCUAAUUCCAAAAAGCUUUACUUAUCUGGAGAUUUCAUCUCAGACUGCCGUGUAAAGUUCAUACUUAACGAGUACAAUAUUCCUUGGAUAGAGGCUACCAUUUCCCCGUCUUUCCAUUGGAAAAAAGAAAGUUGUACAGUCGACGGUCCAGAGAUACCAGACACAUCUCCUAUCAAAUUUGUUGACAAUGAUCCAAGCAAAACCACAGUCGAAGGAUGCAUGCCCAUCAUGUUUUAUCUCGAAGCUAUAUAUUGUCCCAAUAAGGACCGCAAAUCUCCAGCCCAUCUAGCUCGUCAUUACACCCGUUUUGAACAAGCCAGCACCCUACUCAAGAUCUGGCAAACGGUACCGUUUAAUUUAAAGCCUUUCCGCGCUGAGCUCGCUAAAUGGAACAUCUACGCCCAAGAGACAGAAUACAUAGCAGGCGACGAGAUCGGUCUUGCGGACUUUGCAAUCACGCCGGUGUUCGAGAUGGUAAAUGGGAAGUGGGGUGACUCUCUGGGAUUUGAGCCUCUGGCAGAAUAUUGGAAGAAGAUGAUUCAAAAGGAGAGUUUUUUGAAGGUUCUCCCGAAGGAAAAUAUAGAGGCUUUGCAGAAACAGGCUUCGCUUUGUGCCGUGGAAGAGAAAAUCAAUGCCUUAACGAAGGAGAAGCUGGAAAUGGAGGAUAGUAGAGGUCACUCUCCUGCAGAGGCAGAGAAGAGCAAUGGCAAAGAGAUUGAAGAGCUAUCGAAUGGAAUUGCAAAGCUAUGAUCGUGAUUGGGUGUGAUGGAGGCUCAUGAGGGGAGGUUUGGAAAACCGGUGUUAGGGAUAGGCGACAACAUAGUGUUGAGCGCAUUUGAAGAUAGACAAAUGGAAAUUUCAGUAGCAUUCCUAGCAAUAUUACGGAUACUUAGUGUAUAAACCACAAUCAAUUCUAUGAUUGAUUU